UAUGCACCUCACUUCCACCUACUCUUCUAAAUGAAAGCUAUUAUUUUUUAUCAUAAAAAAAAAAUGCUUUCCCUAUGAUUCAUGAUCAUGAGAUUUUAUAAAAAAAAUCCCUUCUUUUUAAAAUUAUAUUUUGGAAAAAAAAGAUGAAUUUAGCAUCUACAAGCCAUCAUCAUUGCGGUAGCUGAAGAGGAAACAUUCACAUGAAAGUGUCACUAUUAAUGAGACCCCUUUGAGCUGUUUCUGCUUCUUUUGUCCGUUUUUCAAAAACGGGUCUUUAGAUAUCCGGGUUCUUGGAUCUUGGCAUUACUCAAAAGCUAACUUCAUUUAGAUGGGCUUUGCUUAAUCUUCAACUCUUAAAGUUACAAUUUUUCAGUUUUGGAAUCUUUGACUUGUUUAGGGGAAGUCAGAUUUAAGUUUGGGAAGAGACAAAAAAUGGCUCCAAGGUUCGGUUUUUCAGAUUUGUGGGCGAAAGAAACGAGGAAAGGUACACCGGUUGUGGUGACAAUGGAGAAUCCCAACUACUCCAUCGUUGAAGUAGAUGAGCCAGAAAGUGCUUUUAGACCAAUGGAGAGGACUAGAGGCAAGAACGCUAAGCAAGUGACUUGGGUUUUGCUUCUCCAAGCUCACAAAGCCGUUGGUUGUCUCACCUGGCUAGCCACAGCCUUCUGGUCUCUCCUUGGCUCGCUCAAGAGACGGCUAUGUUUCACUCACCGACUCGGCUCCGAGCGACUUGGCAGAGACAGAUGGCUUUUCACAGCCAUUAAGCUCUUCUUAGCUGCUUCCUUGUCUGUUCUUGGGUUUGAGUUAAUUGCUUACUACAAAGGAUGGCAUUACUUCAAGAAUAUACCGACAAGCAAACUUGAGAUCCAGAGCUUGUUUCAUCUGCUCUACGUUGGUUGGUUGAGCUUAAGAGCUGAUUAUAUCGCUCCUCCGGUCAAAGCCCUCUCCAAGUUGUGUAUUGUGCUGUUCCUUGUACAGUCCGUAGAUCGUUUGAUUCUUUGCUUAGGCUGUUUUUGGAUCAAGUACAAGAAGAUUAAGCCGAGAAUCGACGAAGAGCCUUUUGGAAAUGAUGAUGUUGAAGGGUCAGGAUCUGAGUAUCCAAUGGUUCUUGUUCAGAUACCAAUGUGCAAUGAGAGAGAGGUGUAUGAGCAGUCUAUAUCUGCAGUGUGUCAGCUUGACUGGCCAAAAGAUAGAAUGCUGAUUCAGGUUCUGGAUGAUUCGGAUGAUGGAAGCAUCCAGGAGUUGAUUAGAGCUGAGGUCACUAAAUGGAGCCAAAAGGGUGUCAAUAUAAUUUACAGGCAUCGCUUGGUUAGAACUGGAUACAAAGCUGGUAACCUCAAAUCUGCAAUGAGCUGUGAUUAUGUGGAAGCUUACGAGUUUGUUGCCAUUUUCGAUGCGGACUUUCAACCUAACUCAGAUUUCCUCAAGCUAACCGUUCCACAUUUCAAGGAGAAGCCAGAGUUAGGUCUGGUUCAGGCUAGGUGGGCGUUUGUGAACAAAGACGAGAACCUGUUGACUCGUCUCCAGAACAUCAAUCUGUGUUUUCAUUUCGAGGUUGAGCAGCAAGUUAAUGGUGUCUUCUUGAAUUUCUUUGGCUUCAAUGGAACCGCUGGAGUAUGGAGAAUCAAAGCCCUUGAGGAAUCUGGAGGUUGGCUUGAAAGAACAACCGUUGAGGAUAUGGACAUAGCUGUCCGAGCUCAUCUCCAUGGAUGGAAAUUCAUAUAUCUAAAUGAUGUCAAGGUUCUUUGUGAAGUUCCUGAGUCAUAUGAAGCAUACAAGAAGCAGCAACACCGAUGGCACUCAGGUCCUAUGCAGCUGUUUCGCUUGUGUCUUGGUGCAAUCUUGACCUCUAAGAUUGCAAUGUGGAAGAAAGCAAAUCUGAUACUUUUGUUCUUCCUUCUAAGGAAACUCAUACUUCCUUUCUACUCCUUCACAUUGUUCUGUGUGAUUCUUCCAAUCACCAUGUUCGUUCCAGAAGCCGAGCUUCCCGUUUGGGUUAUCUGCUAUGUACCAAUAUUCAUGUCGCUACUCAACGUUCUUCCUGCUCCAAAGUCUUUCCCUUUCAUCGUUCCUUACCUCUUGUUUGAGAACACAAUGUCAGUCACCAAGUUCAACGCCAUGGUAUCUGGACUGUUCCAGCUCGGCAGCUCUUACGAGUGGAUUGUGACAAAGAAAGCAGGAAGAUCAUCGGAGUCUGAUCUUUUGGGUCUCACUGAUAAAAGGAUGCCACCAAACCAAAUGCAAAGAGGAGCUUCAGAGAGUGAGCUCUUGGAGAUAAGCCAAGCUGAGGAGCAGAAGAAACAAACGGUUGCUGUGAAGAAAACUAAUAAGAUAUUCCAUAAAGAGCUCGCACUAGCUUUUCUUUUGCUGACCGCAGCAGUUAGGAGUCUGUUGGCCUCGCAAGGAGUGCAUUUCUACUUCCUGUUGUUCCAAGGUCUCACUUUUCUUCUUGUGGGACUUGAUCUCAUAGGUGAGCAGAUGAGUUGAGAAGCCAGAGAAGAUGAAGAAGCAGCUUCAGAUGAUGGUGACUGAAGAUGGAGUUAAACUCUGUGAGUUUCCUUCUCCUAUUUUCUAAUGCUGGAGCCAUAGUUUGUAGGAUAAUUAUUGAUUUUAAAUUUGGUUACAUCUCUCUCCAUUGUGAUUAAUCCUUGUUAGGUUAGAGUUGAAGCUACAUUUAAUACUCACCCCCAUAUCUAUAUAUGUAGUAUCAACAAACAGUCAGGAACAUGUUUCUUAAUGUCUUAUAUACAUUUUGCUGUUACAAAGACUUACAUCUAUCUUCCUUUUUCA
Brassica napus (rape) is the source of this 2790-nucleotide messenger RNA. RefSeq names its product probable xyloglucan glycosyltransferase 8. Gene Ontology annotation, cellular component: Golgi apparatus. Bases 433 to 2487 code for a protein of 684 amino acids. Gene Ontology annotation, molecular function: glycosyltransferase activity. NCBI's taxonomy places the organism in Eukaryota, Viridiplantae, Streptophyta, Magnoliopsida, Brassicales, Brassicaceae. The record is from RefSeq and is a predicted model, not a curated record. The transcript has 6 exons.